AUGGGGAGCCUCAGCUGCUGCCUCCUGCUCGCCCUGGCCAUGCUCGGCUCCCUCGCUGCUGCUGCCAGGAAGUGCAAUCUGCAGGGCCUGUGGAGGAACGAGCUGGGCUCCAACAUGACCCUCUCAGCCAUGGACGCGGCCGGGACCUUCUCGGGCUCCUAUCAUACCGCCGUGGCGGCCACCAACAAGCAGAUCCUGGUGUCACCCCUGCAAGGGGCCCAACAGCACCCCGGUGCUAAGGGGCAGCCCACCUUCGGCUUCACAGUGCAGUGGCAGUUCGCAGACUCCACCACCGCCUUUGUGGGCCAGUGCUUCGUGGACCACCGUGGGAAGGAGACGCUGGAGACCAUGUGGCUCCUGCGGGAAGAGGUCCCAUCCCGCAGGGAUGCCUGGAAAGCCACCAGGGUUGGCACCUCCAUCUUCACACGCAUCAAGUGA
This is a messenger RNA of Gavia stellata (red-throated loon), 438 nucleotides long. RefSeq names its product avidin-like. The transcript has 4 exons. Lineage: Eukaryota; Metazoa; Chordata; Aves; Gaviiformes; Gaviidae. Bases 1 to 438 code for a protein of 145 amino acids. Gene Ontology annotation, molecular function: biotin binding. The record is from RefSeq and is a predicted model, not a curated record.